Messenger RNA from Nanorana parkeri, 1890 nucleotides. RefSeq names its product vascular endothelial growth factor C (gene VEGFC). The record is from RefSeq and is a predicted model, not a curated record. NCBI's taxonomy places the organism in Eukaryota, Metazoa, Chordata, Amphibia, Anura, Dicroglossidae. Gene Ontology annotation, molecular function: vascular endothelial growth factor receptor 3 binding; chemoattractant activity; growth factor activity. Gene Ontology annotation, biological process: induction of positive chemotaxis; positive regulation of angiogenesis; positive regulation of protein phosphorylation. Bases 263 to 1471 code for a protein of 402 amino acids. Gene Ontology annotation, cellular component: membrane. The transcript is spliced from 7 exons.
CAAUUCAUUCCUAGCCAUUGCCAUCCCUCUCACACCUCUCCCCAUGCUGGCAUUACUGGCUGGAAGCAGGCUAGCUCGCAGCAACCCACGCUGAUGCCCAGUUUCCUGAGGCAACUUUCUUCUGUUACUUGGCCAGCUUUUUUGGAUCGCUCGCUCGGAAGUGGCUGAUGCUGCGGGACUUGCUGGACUGAGCGGAGGCUUUACUGGGAACACAUCGAAGCCUGACUGCCACAAGCACUUGAGCCUGAGCCCGGACUGGAAAAUGCACUUGCUGGAAGUAGCACUACUUUUUCUUUACACGGUAUUCCAAGGAGACACUGCUUAUGAGUCAGGACAGGGUUAUUACGACGAGCCGGAGUUUGGGGACUUUAAGGAUCAUCCUGGCAAGGAAUUGGAGGAGCAACUUCGGGCUGUGUCCAGCGUGGAUGAACUUAUGACACUGCUUUACCCCGAAUCCUGGAAGAUGUUCAAGUGUCAAUUAAGGCAAGGAGGACAGUCCGGCUUUGAUUCUAGAAGAGAUGAUAGUGUUAAAUAUGCAGCUGCACAUUACAAUUACAAUGCUGAUAUCUGGAAAAGUAUUGAAAUCGAAUGGAGAAAGACUCAAUGUAUGCCACGUGAAGUGUGUGUAGAUGUAGGGAAGGAAUUUGGUGCACCAACAAACACGUUCUUUAAACCUCCAUGCGUGUCUCUGUACAGAUGUGGCGGAUGCUGCAACAGCGAAGGAUUGCACUGCAUGAACACCAGCUCCUCAUAUAUCAGCAAAACGUUAUUUGAAAUCACUGUCCCAUUGUCUCAAGGACCAGUAAAACCAGUAACAAUUAGUUUUGCAAACCAUACAUCUUGUCGAUGCAUGUCUAAGUUGGAUGUUUACAGACAAGUCCAUUCAAUUAUUAGACGAUCAUUGCCAGCAACACAAAUACAGUGUCAAGUGGCAAAUAAAACAUGUCCUAGAAAUUAUGCAUGGAAUAAUCAUUUGUGCAAAUGUAUAGAACAACAUGACACUGGGUUUUCAUUACAUCACGAGGAGUCAGAUUCUGGUGAGGAAUUUCAUGAUAUUUGUGGACCAAACAAAGAAUUGGAUGAAGAAACCUGCCAAUGUGUUUGCAAAGGGGGAUUGCUACCCUCCAGUUGCGGCCCUCAUAAAGAACUGGACCGGACAUCUUGCCAGUGUGUGUGUAAAAAUAAACUUCUGUCCACUUCCUGUGGAAUAAACAAGCAGUAUGAUGAAGAGAGAUGCCAGUGUGUCUGUAAAAAGACCUGUCCAAAACACCAGCCACUGAACCCUAUAAAAUGUGCCUGUGAAUGUGUAGAAUCAGUAAACACAUGUUUCCUCAGAGGAAAAAGAUUCAAUCAUCAAACAUGCAGUUGUUACAGACCACCAUGUAAGUCUCGACCGAAGCGGUGUGACCCAGGUCUGUUCUAUAGUGAAGAAGUGUGUCGCUGUGUUCCUGCAUAUUGGAAAAGACCAUAAAUGAACUGAUUCUACAGUCAGAGGAUAUAUUUUAUCUGCUUCUGAACAGAGGGACGACUUUGUCUUGUUCUGAGUAUUGGAUCAACGUUUCCAUUAGGAACCCUGUUCAGAGUAGAGACAGUGCAAUUUGCAUCAAGUAAGUCCAGGAUCCAUGCUUAAAAAAUCGACCAAGAUUUUUUCCCACCAAUUUUAAGGGCUUGAAAGGACAUUUUUCUGCAAUGACACACAAGCCCAUAUUUUUCCUGUGAUUUUUUUUUAUCAAGAUAAUGACUAUAUAAUUUAUUUCCACUAAAAAUAUUGUGCAGCCUCUUUGUUUAUAGCAAUAUCAAUGUAAAAGUGCACUGUGAUUAAUAUUUUUAUAUCAUGUAAAAUAUGUUUAAUAAAAAAAGAACAGAAACUUGUACUAUAAACCACCAAAU